This is a messenger RNA of Porites evermanni, 843 nucleotides long. The record is from the annotation of a GenBank genome assembly. Lineage: Eukaryota; Metazoa; Cnidaria; Anthozoa; Scleractinia; Poritidae.
AGACGUCUGCUGUCGUCGGAUUUUAAGCAGGCUAUUGUCAUCCUGGCAACACACCGUGUCCACGGAGUUCUUCCACCACACGUUAAUAGUCUGACCCAUCUGGACAGGAACUCAUUGACUGAACAUCAUUUUCAUCAUGGAUUUGACUAUCGCGAGAUUCUAGGGUUUCUCUUACUUUGUCAUGGAAUACAAAUCAGUCUUUGCCAGCUGAAGCGAAUUCUUAAUGCUACAGGCUUGUACAGGAGACGGGCGUAUAGCAGCCCUAUUAAUGUUAUAACUGCAGUUGAAAGGGAGCUUGGAGGAAGUGGGAGGCUCUGAUGAGGCAAUGAUGAUUUUGCUGGCCAGAAGAGUUUCAUUUCCGAACGAUCAGUGUCUAACCAGAGGAUUGAAGUGUGGUGGGGAUUUUUGAGAAAAUCUGACAUGGUGUUGUGGAUAAAGACUUAAAGGGUCAAGGGCUAUUUGAAGAAAGCGAUUUAGUCCAAGUGGAGUGCCUUUUAUUUUGUUUUAUGCCUUUACUUCAGGAUGAACUAGCACAUAUUGUGCAAGAAUGGAACCUUCAUAAAAUUAGACCCUCAUCUAAUGAAUCCUUGCCUCUCAGUAGACCAGAAACCCUUUUCUUUGCUUGAACUCGCCAGUACGAGCUCUUAUCACAAUAAUGUCGCGGCAGUUGACAUAGAUGUAGCAAGGGAUGUAUGUCGUGAAUCUCCAGACACAAAUCUCGCCGAUACAUUUGCCAAGCUGGCACAGAUAAUCAUGGAUGAAAAAAAUGUACAAAUGCCAAGUAGUCCUCAAAGUGCACUUGAUCUUUAUUCAGAACUUCUUGCUUCCAUUGGAGAUAUCUAA